Messenger RNA from Camellia sinensis, 1431 nucleotides. RefSeq names its product elongator complex protein. The record is from RefSeq and is a predicted model, not a curated record. Gene Ontology annotation, biological process: tRNA wobble uridine modification. Gene Ontology annotation, cellular component: nucleus; cytosol; elongator holoenzyme complex. Gene Ontology annotation, molecular function: tRNA binding. NCBI's taxonomy places the organism in Eukaryota, Viridiplantae, Streptophyta, Magnoliopsida, Ericales, Theaceae.
AAAAAUAUCUUCUUCUUCUUCUUCUUCGGUCUAGGGUUUUUUGUUCGAACUUCAACCUCAGUCACAGGUCGAAGCUCUCAAUACUCAGAGUCAGUAACAAUGGCAGACUCGAUUUGCAGAGCUCUUCGAGACGGAGCAUUAGAAGGAGAACACGCACCGGCUCUCACAAUAAAGGACUCCAUAGCCUCACCUUUCGGACCUAUCGUUUUCAAUCACGUCCUCGUCCAACUCUCCUCCAACAUUUUGGCGCGAAAAUCGCAAUCACAAGGUAUUGUGCUUGUUGCUUUGUCUCGGAGUCCAUCUUUCUAUGUUGAUUUGUUGAAGAGUAGAGGCAUUGAUGUCGAUUCCUUACAUGAAUGGCUUAGGGUUCUGGAUUGUUAUACUGAUCCUCUUGGUUGGAAGGAUCGGCUUGUGGAGUGUGGAAGCAUUACCAAUCCCUCUCCAGAAGCUUCAAACAAAGUUAGGUUGUGUAAGGAUGUAAGAAAUUUGGACAACUUGUCUUCUUCAAUUAUUGAAAUGGGGAAAGAAUUGGUAGGACAAGGAAAGGGGCGUUUCUCGGUUGCCAUAGACUCGGCAACUGACAUGCUAAGACAUGCAUCAAUAUCUUCAGUAGCUGCCCUUUUAAGCAGCCUUCGUAGCCAUGCCCAAGUUUCUUGUGCAUUUUGGUUAUUGCAUUUGGACCUUCAUGAAGUCAGGGUCACUUCUGUUCUUGAAUAUUUGUCCUCUAUGCUGGCCAAUGUAGAACCAAUGACUCAAUCAACAAAUGGACAGAGAGGCAACUCUGAGAACUUUUCUCUGCUUGAACAGAAUUCUAAGAGAGGAAAGUUUAAUGUUCGCAUGAAGCGCCGAAAUGGACGAGUUAGACUGAUGUUUGAAGAGUUCUGCAUUGAGCAAUCGGGUAUAAAAUUUACACCUGUUUCUUCUGAUGGUGGAAUAGUCACUCAAAGUCUUGUGCCUAAGGUGCAAUUCAAUCUACAACUGUCAGAAAAGGAGAGAAUUGAGCGGGCAAAGGUUGUACUUCCAUUUGAGCACCAAGGAAAUGGAAAAUCCAUUGAAAUCUAUGAUGGCCGAAGAUAUCUCACUGAGAACAAAACUGAGACCACAUCUAAUUUUGAUGAGAAAUUGCAAACAAAUGAGGAUCCUGGCAGGGGUGAGAUUAUCUAUUUUCGUGAUUCAGACGAUGAAAGGCCAGAUUCUGACGAGGAUCCAGAUGAUGAUUUGGACAUAUGACACCACCAUUCUGCUCUUUAAUGCCAGAAAUUGUUUAUAAGCAUCACACAUUAGACCAUCUUCAAUGAUUACUCAAAUUUAUCAUUAAAUUUGAAUUUGGUGAAAAAUCAUUCCUUUUCCUGUUUCAACGGUUUCAUCAAGUAUCAAAUUUAGGAUUUCACUUUUCUUUUAUCAAACUGAGAAUCAAGGUGCCUUUUAUCA